GGGGUGGAGACUGCCGCCCGGAGCCGCCUGGACGGACGGAGCCCACAGCGGCCAGGGCCGGCAGCGCAGGCGACCCCGAGCCGAGCCCCGGAGCCGGAGCCAUGGCCCUGAGCGAGUUGGCGCCGCUCCGCUGGCUGCGGGAGAGCCGCCACUCGCCGAAGCUCAUCCUGUUCAUCGUGUACCUCGCGCUGCUGCUGGACAACAUGCUGCUCACCGUCGUGAUCCCCAUCAUCCCAAGUUACCUGUACAGCAUUGAGCAUGAGAAAAAUACUACAGAGAUCCAGACUGCCAAGCCAGUGCUCACAGCCUCCGCCUCAGGCAGCUUCCAGAGCAUCUUCUCCUAUUAUGACAACUCCACCCUGGUCACUGGGAACCACACCAGAGACCUUCAGGAGGGGCUGCUGCAUAAGACCACCACCCAGCACACGGUGACCAACACGUCCAUGGCGCCUCCCGACUGUCCCAGUCAAGACAAAGACCUCCUGAAUGAAAACGUGCAAGUCGGCCUUUUGUUUGCCUCUAAAGCCACCGUCCAGCUCCUCACCAACCCGUUCAUAGGACUGUUGACCAACAGAAUCGGCUAUCCAAUUCCAAUGUUUGCGGGAUUCUGCAUCAUGUUUAUCUCAACAAUUAUGUUUGCCUUCUCCAGCAGCUACGCCUUCCUGCUCAUCGCCAGGUCGCUACAGGGCAUCGGCUCCUCAUGCUCAUCUGUAGCUGGGAUGGGCAUGCUGGCCAGUGUGUACACAGAUGACGAAGAGAGAGGCAAUGCCAUGGGAAUUGCCCUGGGAGGCCUGGCCAUGGGGGUCUUAGUGGGCCCCCCCUUUGGGAGUGUGCUCUACGAGUUUGUGGGGAAGACGGCUCCGUUCCUGGUGCUGGCUACCCUGGUGCUCUUGGAUGGAGCUAUUCAGCUCUUUGUGCUGCAGCCAUCCCGGGUACAGCCAGAGAGUCAGAAGGGGACACCGCUAACCACCCUGCUGAAGGACCCGUACAUCCUCAUUGCCGCAGGAUCCAUCUGCUUUGCAAACAUGGGGAUUGCCAUGCUGGAGCCGGCCCUGCCCAUCUGGAUGAUGGAGACCAUGUGUUCCCGCAAGUGGCAGCUGGGCAUUGCUUUCUUGCCAGCUAGUAUCUCUUAUCUCAUUGGAACCAAUAUUUUCGGGAUACUCGCGCACAAAAUGGGGAGGUGGCUUUGUGCUCUUCUAGGAAUGAUAAUUGUUGGAGUCAGCAUUUUAUGUAUUCCUUUUGCAAAAAACAUUUAUGGACUCAUAGCUCCCAACUUUGGAGUUGGUUUUGCAAUUGGAAUGGUGGAUUCAUCAAUGAUGCCCAUCAUGGGCUACCUGGUAGACCUGCGGCACGUGUCUGUCUAUGGGAGUGUGUACGCCAUUGCAGAUGUGGCAUUUUGUAUGGGAUAUGCUAUAGGUCCUUCUGCUGGUGGGGCUAUCGCAAAGACAAUUGGAUUUCCAUGGCUCAUGACAAUUAUUGGAAUAAUUGAUAUUCUUUUUGCUCCUCUCUGCUUUUUUCUUCGAAGUCCACCUGCCAAGGAAGAGAAAAUGGCUAUUCUCAUGGAUCACAACUGCCCCAUUAAAACAAAAAUGUACACUCAGAAUAAUAUCCAGUCAUAUCCGAUAGGUGAUGAUGAAGAAUCUGAAAGUGAUUGAGACCCUCAGAAGUCAUCCAAGUAUUUAAUUGUAUAAAACAGUGUUUCCAGUGAAAUGACUCAUCCAGAACUGUCUUAGUCAUACCCUUCAUCCCUGGUGAAAGAGUAAAACAACCAAAGGUUAUUUCUUUUCCAUGGUUAUGAUCGAUUGCCAACAGCCUUAUAAAGAAAAAGCAGCUUUUCUAGGAGUUUGUAUAAAUAGUGUUGAAAACUUUAUUUUAUGUAUUUGAUUUUAUUAAAUAUUAUACAAUAUAUUUUGACGAAAUGUAGUGUAAAUCUAUAAAUAUUUGAAUCCAAAUCAAAUAUAAUUUUUUAACUUACAUUCACGAACACCUGGGCAAAAAAAUCUUAUAUUUUUUCUGAAUAUUGGUAAUGAGUGUUUAAAACUAAAGUACACAUUAUCUCCGAGACACUUCCAACAAUGAGAAACUAGAAGGAAGUCUUAACAGAAUCAAGACAGAUGUUACGUAGUGACAGAGUGUUGAGUUAUUCAGCUCGUAGUUACUAUCAAUAUAUUUAGGAGUUAAAAGCUAGUUAUCCCAAAUGCAGAGGACAAGAACUUGAGUCAGUCAUCUUUUGGAUUUAUCCAUGAAUCUUAGCUGGCAUUAGUUUUCUAUGUAAUCAUCUACCUGGAAACAGAUGGUUGUAAAUGAUAUGUUUACAUGUCAUAUGGUUGGCAGCAAACAAUAAAGCCAAUAAGGGAAAAACAGUAAAUGUUCUAAAAGCAGAGAAAAGCACCCAGACGUAGUUCUGAGCAACUAGCAGCUUUCCUUUUAAGAUAUGUACUUUUGUCUUACCUGAUGAAAGUAAAUUGAGGGUAGAUGUACCUUAUGCUGUCAAGGUUGUUUAAGCAUGAUAAGCUAUAUCAACAUCUAGUUCAAAUUUUAGAAAAGAAAUUUAAAAGGCUAAUAGCUGCUAUGACAUGAAAAAAAUCAGACUAUAAUCUUUGUCCUGUUUGGAGGUCAUCCAAGUGUUUUCUAGGGAGCUAUUAAUUUUGAGUUGUCUGAAACUAUUAUUUUCUAGACUUCUGAAAGUUGUUGACAUCAAUGUGAAAACAAAUUUUAAAUGAAGAUGAAGAAGGAAUGAAAUUAUAUCUUGAAUCACACUAGGAAAACAGGUAAAAAAAUAGGGUGGGCAGGACAACACCCCCUUUCACAGGCAGAAA
Molecule: messenger RNA, 2819 nt
Organism: Ceratotherium simum simum (southern white rhinoceros)
Lineage: Eukaryota; Metazoa; Chordata; Mammalia; Perissodactyla; Rhinocerotidae
Gene: SLC18A2
Product: solute carrier family 18 member A2
Biological process (GO): transmembrane transport; aminergic neurotransmitter loading into synaptic vesicle; xenobiotic transport
Cellular component (GO): synaptic vesicle membrane; terminal bouton
Molecular function (GO): serotonin:sodium:chloride symporter activity; xenobiotic transmembrane transporter activity
Source: RefSeq, a predicted model, not a curated record